AUGACGGGCUCUCAGCCUGAAUCGCCAGCGGAUGCGCCUCAGCGUCCUUUCAGCGGCAUCAUGCGGACCCCCCGAAGCACCAGUCGCUUGAGUAUGAGCAGUAGACACGGUGGAGGAAGUCGGGCAUCGGAUGAGGAUGGGAAAACUGCGGUCAAAGUCGCUGUUCGAGUGCGACCGCCCCUGAAGCCAACCGAUCCCGGAUAUGAAUUGGUUCCCCAGCGCUUCCAGCGUCCCAUGGUCCACGUCACCAAUCCCACCAGUGUUGCCAUCGAUGUCCCACAGGGCCGGAAAUUGUUCGUUUUUGACCGUGUGUUCGCUGAGACGGUCGAUCAGGAUGGCGUCUGGGACUACCUCAGCGAUAGUGUGAGCUCGUUUCUACAGGGAUACAAUGUCUCCAUCCUGGCCUAUGGCCAGUCCGGCGCGGGAAAGUCCUACACCAUGGGAACUUCGGGUCCCAGUGAACAAAGUGACCCGAGAUCGAUGGGAAUCAUUCCUCGGGCGGCUCAGCUUCUCUUUGAAAAACUAGAGGGCCCUGCCAAACCGAAUCGCAACAGCGGCACAGGCCUUCGUACUCCAUCCCGCUAUUCUGUCGGCUCCGCCUCCAGCUUUGGGAAAGCUAGCGUCGAGAAGAACUGGCAGCUGAAGGCUACCUACGUUGAAAUCUACAACGAACAAUUGCGAGAUCUCCUUGUGCCUGAAUCGACACAUCAGGGCGACCGGGGCACGGUCACCAUCCGUGAGGAUGCCAAAGGACGUAUUAUUCUCACGGGUCUACACCAGGUGAAUAUUAACUCAUACGAAGAUCUGAUGGGUGCUCUUAGCUUCGGUUCCUCCAUCCGGCAGACCGAUUCCACCGCGAUUAACGCCAAGUCUUCUCGAUCGCACGCGGUUUUCAGUCUGAACCUUGUUCAGCGGAAGGCAUCCAACGGAGUCAUGUCCCCGACACCCAAAGACAAGCGCAUGUCGAUGCCAGUGGAUAUGAUGUCUGGCUCUGAUGCCUCUGUCAUGGUGGAUAGCAAGCUCCAUUUCGUGGAUUUAGCAGGAAGUGAGAGGUUGAAGAACACCGGGGCCUCUGGUGAACGGGCAAAGGAGGGUAUCUCUAUCAAUGCGGGCCUUGCUGCUUUGGGCAAGGUCAUUUCGCAGCUAUCCUCUCGCCAGGCCGGCGCUCACGUCUCCUAUCGUGACUCGAAGCUCACACGACUGCUCCAGGACUCUCUGGGUGGUAACGCCUAUACAUACAUGAUCGCAUGUGUCAACCCUGCGGAGUUCCAUCUGAGUGAAACCGUGAAUACGGUUCAGUAUGCUCAAAGAGCCAGAGCGAUCCAGAGCAAGCCCCGCAUCCAGCAGAUUGCCGACGAAAGCGACAAGCACGCAGUUAUCGAACGACUAAAGGCGGAGGUCGCUUUCUUGCGCCAGCAGCUCCGUAAUGCGGAAGAGAACGGCCGUCGAAGCGCUGCCCCACAGGAUCGAGCGGAGCGACAGAACGAGAGGGAGGUCGAGCUCCAGAAUCAGCUCCUCGAUACCCAAGAGAGUUACAACGCUCUCAGCCAGCGUCAUGCGAAAUUGAUCUCGGAGAUCGCUAGGGACUCCGAACAUGCUGGCGAGACAGACCCCAAUGAUGUGGUCAGCUUGGUCGGGAAAACUUCUGUUGAACGUCUGAAGCGAUCACAAUCGUUUGCGGAGUCGAUCGAGCAGGUCGUCCUGGAGUACGAGAAGACUAUUCAGAGCCUUGAGUCGUCUCUUUCUAACACUAGGUCCUCGCUCUCAGUGACGGAGAGCACGCUUCUCGAACGCGAAACAAAGUGCGCAUACGUUGAGACUGUCAACUCCCAAUUACAGGCGCGGAUUCAGAAACUGCUUGACCGUGAAAGCAGCACAGAAACCUAUCUGCAUGAGCUGGAAGCGCGGCUUGAUGGCCAGUCUACUGGUGAAGAGAAGCAGGCGGCUAUCGUGGCGGAACUUCGGAAGGAGCUGAGUCGAGCCCGCGAAAGCGAAGCCAACUGCGAAGACUAUAUUUCCACGCUGGAGGAGCGUCUGGCCGAAGCUGAUCAAGAUAUGGAGCUGAUGCAAAGGGAAAUGGAGCGCUUGGAGCAUGUUAUUGAGCGCCAGCGCAGCCUGGGCAAACUGGAUAACCUUUUGUAUGAGCUUGAUCAUGUCCAGCAGAACGGCAACCAGAAGGAGCAGUCCGAGGACGAGCUUGAGACUCAUGUCCCAGUUCCCGCCAAGGGCGCCUACAAACCUCGCACCCGGGCAACAUCCCUUUCCCUCGAUGUCCUGACUGAGGCUGUGGAGACCGCCAUACCCGAAUCGGAUGAAGGCUUGACAGAGCCAGCCCCAGAAGCCGUGCACGAAGCUUCCGUGGAGGCUGAAGCGACUGCUGAGACAGACGAGACCAAUUUGAAGGUCCUAGAAUCGGCUACUGACCGCCUGGAGGCUCAGGAGAACGGUGCCCGUGCGAGUCGAGCUUCUACUCCCACCCAAACCAAGGUCGUUGCGGACAAACUUGAGACGGUCACUCAGGAGUUGUUCGACCUGCGUAUGCAGCACGAGUCUACUGUGAGUGAGUAUGAAAUGCUCGAGGCGAAGUAUGCGGAAGCGAUGAAAGCCCUGGCGGAGUUUCAACGGGACGCUGCCGACGAAGCCCGUCACCCAGACGAAAAGGUUCAGGACCUUCUCUCCACCAACGUCGAAUCUCGCCCGGUGUCUUUUUUAGAGGAAGGCAAGGCCCCCGGCUCGAACGAUGGAAAACAACCGUCGUCCUCGCCAUCACUCUCUUCGGAGUUAUCCUUGGCCGGGGAGCCUGCUUCUUCGCACGAGCAAUCUACCUUGAGUAAUGGCGAGGUCCCGCAGGAGAACCACGUCGACACUCGAGAGAUAGAUGAAGCGAAGGCUCAAGAAGUGGAGCAGAUGCGUCGUUUGCUCAUGGAGCAUCAGGAGGGUGUUUCCAUCAUGUCGCAGAAGUAUGCCCAGUUGCAGUCGGAGCAUGAAGGAACCCUCAGCCUCAUCGAAACACUGAAAGCCGAACUGCAGCGAUCGAAGAAUUCUUCACCGCCGAGCACCCCAGGCUUCAAGUCCCCUGUAAUCCGGAGGAAGACAAGUCAGAGUCUGAUUGGUACGGUCGAUCGGGCUCACCGCUCCCUUGCCGCCUUGCGUAAUAUUGCAGUUGAGGAAUUUGAGGCCCGCCCUGAUACCAUGCAGAACUUCGAAGUCCACCUCGACUCGGCUAUGCACGAACUACACAAUCGCAUGGAACGUAUCCAGGCGCUGGAGGCCGAAAAUCAAAGCGUCAAGAAGGAAAUGGAGACAAAAUCAACCAUCAUCUCUGGACUCACUCGUGAGAGGUCGAGCUUGCAGGGAGGCGGUGGGUCCUCGGUCGACAUGGGCCUGGUCAAUCAACUGCGCGAUCAAGUGGUGCAGCAAGAGAAUCUCAUCAACGAGAUGAAAGAAUCACACGACGCCAGAGAGAAGCAGCUUCUCGCCGAGAUCGAAGAGUUGAAGAGCCUCCUGAAGACCCAGGAAGAAGCGGCUAAAGCCCAGGAUCUGUGCGCUGAAGAGCAAGAGAGAAAGAUUUCUUCUCUCGAAGGAGAGGUCACGGAACUGAAGAGCAAACACCACAAUGCCGUUGAAUCCCUGCAAUCGUCCGAACAGGAACUGAGUGCGACUUUGGCAGAGCUCGACAAGGCAUUGGCGUCUAUUGACGCAAUGCGUUCUGAACAGACGGCUGCCGGUGAAGCCUCUGCCUCAAAGGAUGCUGCUGCUAGAGAGCUGGAGGCCGAGAGGGAGCAACAAGAAGAACUCGUUGCAAAACUGAAGCAUGUUAUUGACGAACAUAAGGCCACCAAUGCUGCCCACCUUGAGAAGAUUGCCUCCCUCGAAAAGUCUCACGGCGAAGCCCAGCUGCAGCUGUCAGAACUUCUGGCAGCAAAGGACAACGAUAGCAACGAGGUUCAAGUACAUCAGUCUCGUGUGUCAGAGUUGGAGAAGGAGAUCGACUCCCACAAGUCCCUUGCUGACUCGUUCAAGAAGGACCUGGAGUCCCUACAAGAGUCACACAAGCAGGAGGUGACGGAACUUGAAGCUCGGGCUACGGCGGCUGCGCAGGGUGACUAUGAGUCGCGUUUCGCCACGAUGAGCGCCGAGCAUGAGGAGGCGAUGAAGACUUUGAGAUCGGAGAUCCUAGAGUCGCGGGAAGAGUUGACGAAAUUGCUCAAUAUGGUUUCUAAACUCCUUAACGCCGACGUUACCGCGGAGACCAUGGCGGAGCAAAUACAGGAAAUCAUGGCUCAGAAGCAGCACUUCUCCGACAAGUAUGCCGAGAUGCUGGAUACCAACGAGGAUUUGCGUAAACAGCUUGAGACCAAGGGAUCCGAUGAAGGCCGGCUGGAGGAGCUCAUGCAGAGCAACUCUAGCAAGGAAGCGAAGGUCAACGAGCUGGCUCUUCUGGUUGCCACCCUCGAAGAUACUCUGCUCCAAAAGGAAGAGCAGGUCAAGAAGAAGGAGGCCAUCAUUGCGGAAGUCAAGGCUGAAAAGGAGAAGAGUGUCCGCUUGGUGGAGGAGUUAGAGGAACAGAUCACCAAUAGCUUCGAUCAGCACCAUAACCGUCUCUCCGUCAUUCAGCAGGAGCGUGACCAGGCAUUGGAAGAUGCCAAGGUGAAGAUUGCAGCCUAUGAGAAGGAUAUUGAGACAUACCGCGUGCGGAUCGAGCAGCUCGAGAUCAAGAACCAAGACAGCUCUCAUGACCGCAGCAGCUCGAUUACGUCCAAUCUCCGUAAGAGCUCAUCUGCAACCUCUCUCCCUUCGCCACCUCCCGCUAUUCCCCUGCCCCCUCUACCGACUAUUGCCUCGGCCACCAACGGUACGGGCAGUAUCUCUCCUCCCAGCUCCCGUCACACUAGUAAGGAGCUGGUGAACCCACAGAUUGUCGAUGAUCAGGAGGCCCGUAUUCGCACCAUCGAGAAGCACCUGAACGCAGAGAAGCAGCUCACUGCCACCUUGGAAGAAGCCCUGGGAGACCUUGAAGCGCAAAGCAACAAGGUCAAGUCAGACUGCGACGCGUGGAAGAAGAAGGCCCGGGAGCUGGAAGAAGAACUGACCACGCUCCGCAAGGAGCGCGCCUCCCAGCGCCUCUCACUGCAGGCCGUCGAAGAGGAACGAAACGCUCGCCGGGAGGCCGAAGCCGCCCGGGCGCAGCUCGAGGAGCGGAUGAAUGCGCUCAAUAAGAAGAAAAAGAAGAGCACUCUCAACUGCUUUUAG
This is a messenger RNA of Aspergillus niger, 5253 nucleotides long. RefSeq lists its product as uncharacterized. The record is from RefSeq and is a predicted model, not a curated record. The coding region runs from base 1 to 5253 and encodes 1750 amino acids. Gene Ontology annotation, biological process: microtubule-based movement; mitotic spindle organization. Gene Ontology annotation, molecular function: microtubule binding; microtubule motor activity; ATP binding. Lineage: Eukaryota; Fungi; Ascomycota; Eurotiomycetes; Eurotiales; Aspergillaceae. The transcript is spliced from 5 exons.